Messenger RNA from Mesoplodon densirostris (Blainville's beaked whale), 852 nucleotides. RefSeq names its product RNA/RNP complex-1-interacting phosphatase-like. Gene Ontology annotation, biological process: dephosphorylation. The coding region runs from base 52 to 852 and encodes 266 amino acids. Gene Ontology annotation, molecular function: polynucleotide 5'-phosphatase activity; protein tyrosine/serine/threonine phosphatase activity. The record is from RefSeq and is a predicted model, not a curated record. Lineage: Eukaryota; Metazoa; Chordata; Mammalia; Artiodactyla; Ziphiidae. The transcript is spliced from 7 exons.
UUGGCGACUUUGGCACUCUUGGUGUUGGGCGGUUGGCAUGUUGGGGGUGACAUGAGCCAGUGGCAUCAUGCCCGUGUGCGCUGGUGUCAGCGUCGCGGCUUUUCCGGACGUUCGUCGGCCAGGAGGAAGGGCGGAAAGCACAUCCCGGAAAGUUGGAAGGACUAUCUCCCAGUUGGACAGCAGAUGCCUGGGACUUGUUUCAUUGCUUUCAAAGUUCCUUUAAAAAAGAGUUUUGAAAAGAACUUGCUCCAGAAGAAUGUUUUUCCCCCUUGCAUGUUUUUUAACAAAAUCCAAGAACAGAAUGAAGAACUCGGGCUGAUAAUUGACCUAACGUACACGCACCGCUAUUAUAAGCCAGAGGACUUACCAGAAAGUAUUCCUUAUUUAAACAUUUGUACAGUUGGGCAUCCGGUGCCAGAUGAUGACACUAUUAUUAAAUUUCAAUGUGCUGUUAGUGGAUUUCUGAAAGAAAAUAAAGAUAAUGGCGAACUUAUUGGUGUCCACUGUACCCCUGAUUUAAACAGGACUGGCUACCUCAUCUGCAGAUAUUUGAUUGAUACAGAAGGCAUGAGGCCAGAUGCUGCAAUUGGAUGUAAGUAUAAGGCUUUUCACUACUUUUCCAUUUUUAUAAAAUUUGAAGUUAGAAGUCCUCACUCCCUCGAGCUGCCCCACGAGGCCUCCCGGGGAGCCCCUGAACCGCUGGGUGCCUGUGUCCUGUGGCUGUUGGAGCCGUUGCCCAGUGCCCGUGUCCCACAGCUCUCACCCAUGACCGUGGACGCGUCCGUAGGAUUUUUGUCAAGCGUUUCACUUGAUGGUGAUGUUUACAGAAGGUGGCACGCCCCCUGUCAAUGA